UUGCCAGUAGAGUGCUGUGGUACAGUACAUUGCCAGUAGAGUGCUGUGGUACAGUACAUUGCCAGUAGAGUGCUGUGGUACAGUAUACUGGAAACACCAGGUUUUAGUGCAGCUGGUGGGACCUUUAUGUUUCUAAUACUGCAGGGAGGGUGAUGCAACAAUGGCCUUGAGAACAGCAGGAAGUGUGUUGGUGGUCCUUCUCUUGUCUGUGGCAGAAACUACGGCAACACAGUGUGGACAGAAAAUCCAAGUGAUGGUGUCUCCCACCAAUGCAGUGUGGGGACAGAAUGUGACAGUAACCUGUAACACCACCUGUACUCUGACUGAUAACCCCACCUACAUCUGGUACAAGAACGGACAACGUCUAUCAUCGUCAUCCAAGUCCACAUUGUCAGCUACCAGUUAUCAUUCAGCCAGCUACUCCUGUGCUGUAAAAGGCUUUGAGGAUCUCCUCUCUCCUGCAGUGUGUGUUUUCGGUCAUUACUGUUUCAACGUGACUUACACCCAUCAGAGUAUCUGUGCUUUGAAGGGCUCAACAGUGGAACUGCCCUGCACAUAUAGACACCCAAAUAUUCACAACGUUUUACAAGCAAACUGGUAUAUCCAAGAGAAACGUGAUGAAGUGCUAAGAGUCCUGAACUUGGAUCGUGCUGAGUACCUUAAGACCCUCCCAAAAUACCUUGCGAUUCAAGAGAAGGACUGCACCCUGAAAAUCACAGACCUGAGAAAGAGAGAUUCAGCUGAGUACAAGUUCAGAUUUAAAACACAGCACACAGAAUGGGGGUACAGCUUCCCUGGAACAACUCUGACUGUCACAGGUCUGCAGGUGAAGGUGACUCCUGCCGCAGAGAAAGGGAAUCUGACACUAACCUGUAGCACCACCUGUACUCUGACUGAGAACCCCAAACCCACCUACAUCUGGUACAAGAACGGACAACAUCUCACCAACUCAAAGAUUCUAGAUAACUCCCUGAUCCUAGACCCAGUCAGCAGUGAAGAUGCAGGCAGAUACUCCUGUGCUGUAAAAGGCCACAAUAAUCUCUACACUCCUGAAGAGACUCUGACUGUCAUUUAUCCUCCAAAGAACCCCUCAGUGUCAGUCAGUCCCUCUGGUGAAAUAGUGGAGGGCAGUUCAGUGACUCUGACCUGCAGCAGUGAUGCCAACCCACCUGUGGACAAAUACACCUGGUACUUUCAAAAUGAGACUUUAAUAAAUGGAUUCGAACAGAUCUACAACAUCACCAACUUCAGGUCUGAAGACAGUGGGCAUUACCACUGUGAGGCCUGGAAUAAAAUGGCAUCUAAGAACUCUACAGAUCUGAUUAUUAUAACAGUGAAACAAACCUCAGUUCUGACUGCAGCUGUAGGAAUCAUAGGUGUUGUUCUGGUUCUCAUCCUCUGUCUCUCUGGCUUCAUGUGGUUCAGGAAGAAUGCCUCCCAGCCCAUCUCUGACACAAGGGACACAGUAGACAAUAGACAGGGAAACUCUAGUCCCAUGAAUGACAACAUAUCGGGCAUGGCCAUGACCCCUACUUCAGUACAGAGAGCAGACACAGACAACCAGGAUGACGUUCACUACACCAGCAUCCACUUCUCUGGCUCCAAUAACGAGGAAGUGCCUCUGUACUCCACUGUCCAACUGCCUCAAACCCAGAAAGAGGAUGAGGAUGUCCAAUACGCUGUUGUAAAAUUCAAACUGCCCCAGUGCUGCCCCCCGACCUCUCUCACAGGAGGACCUCUCUCACAGGAGGACCUCUCUCACAGGAAGCUGAGGAGGACCUCUCUCACAGGAGGACCUCUCUCACAGGAAGCUGAGGAGGACCUCUCUCACAGGAGGACCUCUCUCACAGGAGGACCUCUCUCACAGGAGGACCUCUCUCACAGGAAGCUGAGGAGGACUCCUCUGUGUUCCAUAGAACAGUUAACAAACCAAGAACUAAGAAGACCUGAACACAAGACGAUCUUUGUUGCAUCCCAAAUGGUACUUUGUUCACUCUAGUGCACUAUGUAGGGAAUAGGGUGCCAUUUUGGAUGCACCCUGAACACCAGGCGACCUGAACAUAAGAUGACUCUGCCUGGGAUUCAAUCAAAUUAUGGACAAGCAUACUGCACUUUAAUAUUAAAAUUAAUUUAAACCAACAUCCGCAGCAUUUAGCGCAAGUGUGAUCUCUGCAAACGUCAGGAAAAUUGUCUUUAAAAGACUUAUUGUCGGCAGAAGACUAUCAACAAACAUUUCACUACACCAACACACCCGCAAUAACAAUGCAAAAUAUGUGUGACCAAUAAACUUUGAAUUGGUUUCAUAUUUAA
Molecule: messenger RNA, 2310 nt
Organism: Oncorhynchus nerka (sockeye salmon)
Lineage: Eukaryota; Metazoa; Chordata; Actinopteri; Salmoniformes; Salmonidae
Product: B-cell receptor CD22-like
Exons: 9
Coding region: 161-1999 (612 amino acids)
Source: RefSeq, a predicted model, not a curated record